Molecule: messenger RNA, 826 nt
Organism: Volvox carteri f. nagariensis
Lineage: Eukaryota; Viridiplantae; Chlorophyta; Chlorophyceae; Chlamydomonadales; Volvocaceae
Exons: 3
Coding region: 9-386 (125 amino acids)
Source: RefSeq, a predicted model, not a curated record
UAUAGAUAAUGUUGUGCAGGUCAGCCGUGCGGCGUCAAUCCAGCGCAGCGCCAGCCGCUCGCAGUAGCCGGACGGUCCCGAAGGCCUCAGCACGCCCGCAGCUGCCCCCGAGGACAGAUGUGGCUCGCGUGCGCAUUCCAGAGCUACAAUGGAGCAUCGAAAAUGUUGAGGGCAAAAGGCUGUCCAUCGCGAUCUUCACCCACCUUGCGGAAAACUUUGGCGGCAAGCUUUCAAUAGAGGCGGCGCAGGAGGGACUGAAACUGUAUGGCGAAGAUAUCGUACAAGACGCCCGUCAGCGCCCCGGCGCUCACCCCAACAUUGACCUGCUGUUCCGGGUGAUUGGCGAGGACUCACCCUCCCUGGAGCUGCUGGUGGACCGGCAGUAGCGGGUUUGGGGGCGGGGAGGCUGCCGUCGACGGGAAGGACAAGGCUAAGGGAAACAAGGGGACGGGGAGGACGGUUAACGGGUGAGGGUUAGGGGAGGAGGAGGAGUAACCGAAAAAAGGAGUUGGGACUUCAAGGUGGAUAUGAUAUGAGGAACGGGGCAAAGGGACGCGGAACGCCGACUCUGACCUGCGGACACUGCGGCAAGCCACGAUAGUCUUGUGCAUGUCCAUGUGGCUUGAACCACUUUCGGGUUCGUCACUCCGAAGUAAUCCGAGCCAGAGGAAGAUUCCGCGGGAAAAGACGACCAGGAUACCGGAGUAAUAUCUAGUAAUACUCCCUAUAACUUUUCGUAUAUAAGGUUUACGAUGAAGCAUUUGCAUGAAGCCUGCGUGCGCCGAGGAUCUGGCGCAGGAUUGAUCUGUAAAAAAGAGCUCUUUUG